AUGGGCCUUUGUGUGCACCAGACCCGUGUGCGCUGCGUGUGCUGCUUUUCUCCACAGACGGGAGCUCUGCAGUCUAGCGCGCGUGCCGUCCUCUCGCCGGCCCUGUUCAUGCUGGAAGUGGCCGCGGCUGGGGUCCCAGAGGCAUGGACAGACAGGCUGAGGCCACACUGCAGCAUCCAGCACGUGUACGGCGCCCAGCACCCCCCUUUUGAUCCACUGUUACACGGCACCCUGCUCAAGGCCACGCCCAAGGUGCCCACCACGCCCGUGAAGGCCAAGAGAGUCAGCACCUUCCAGGAGUUUGAGAGCAACACCAGCGACGCCUGGGAUGCGGGCGAAGACGACGACGAGCUCCUGGCCAUGGCGGCUGAGCGCCUCAACUCCGACGUGGUCAUGGAGACAGCCCACCGCGUCCUGCGCGACCACAGCCAGCGGCAGGAGCAGCACAAGCUGCAGGAGCCCCCAGGGCCCGGGCAGAACAGAGCGAGGGGUGACCUCACAGGCGUUAGCGAGGUCAGUUCCUGCUCCGGAGACCAGGGCCUGCCCCACUCAGUGCCGUGGGAGGAGACACUGACCCCAGCGUUCAUGGGGAAGUGGCUCGUGGCUGCCCUCCCUCCCCUCACCCUCUUCUCUCUUCCCGCAGAGAGCGCCAGCGGCCCUGCCCCUCUGCACAGGUCCCAGUCGCUCCCGCACGCGGCCACCAUGGCCCUGGGCAGCACGUCCGACCCCGGGACCCUCAGCAGCUCGGCGCUGAGUGAGAGAGAGGCCUCCCGGCUCGACAAGUUCAAGCAGCUCCUGGCUGGCCCCAACACGGACCUGGAGGAGCUGCGGAGGCUCAGCUGGUCCGGGAUCCCGAAGCCGGUGCGCCCCAUCACGUGGAAGCUCCUCUCAGGCUACCUUCCUGCCAACGCGGAGCGCAGAGCCGCCACGCUGCAGCGGAAGCGGGAGGAGUACUUCGCCUUCGUGGAGCACUACUACGACUCGCGGAACGACGAGGGCCACCAGGACACCUACAGGCAGAUCCACAUCGACAUCCCGCGGAUGAGUCCGGAGGCGCUGACGCUACAGCCCGCAGUGACGGAGAUCUUCGAGAGGAUCCUGUUCAUAUGGGCUAUUCGCCACCCUGCCAGUGGCUACGUCCAGGGCAUCAACGACCUGGUCACCCCUUUCUUCGUGGUCUUCAUCUGCGAGCACACGGAGGAGGAGGACGUGGACAUCGCCGAUGUGUCCCGCGUGCCUGUGGACGUGCUGCGCAACGUGGAGGCCGACACGUACUGGUGCAUGAGCCGGCUGCUGGAUGGCAUCCAGGACAACUACACCUUCGCCCAGCCCGGGAUCCAGAUGAAAGUGAGGAUGCUGGAGGAGCUCGUGGGCCGCAUCGACGAGCAAGUGCACCGGCACCUGGAGCAGCAUGAGGUGCGGUACCUGCAGUUCGCCUUCCGCUGGAUGAACAACCUGCUGAUGCGGGAGGUGCCCCUGUGCUGCACCAUCCGCCUGUGGGACACCUACCAGUCGGAGCCCGAGGGCUUCUCUCACUUCCACCUGUACGUGUGCGCUGCGUUCCUCGUGAGGUGGAGGAAGGAGAUACUGGAAGAAAGAGAUUUCCAAGAGCUGCUGCUGUUCCUGCAGAACCUGCCCACGGCCCGCUGGGCCUCCGAGAGCCUGGCCCUGCUCCCAGUCAGGAGCCUGGGGCAGCCGCUGUCUGUCCAGCUGGAUGAGGCCCCUGGAAGGGGCACCUACACGGCAUCCCGGGAGGAGGCGCACUUCAUGACCACUCCCCAAGGGGCCAUCGCGUGA
This is a messenger RNA of Myotis davidii, 1797 nucleotides long. RefSeq names its product TBC1 domain family member 22A (gene TBC1D22A). The transcript is spliced from 16 exons. Lineage: Eukaryota; Metazoa; Chordata; Mammalia; Chiroptera; Vespertilionidae. Gene Ontology annotation, molecular function: GTPase activator activity. The record is from RefSeq and is a predicted model, not a curated record. The coding region runs from base 1 to 1797 and encodes 598 amino acids. Gene Ontology annotation, biological process: activation of GTPase activity.